Messenger RNA from Verticillium dahliae VdLs.17, 2541 nucleotides. RefSeq lists its product as uncharacterized. Bases 88 to 2541 code for a protein of 817 amino acids. The record is from RefSeq and is a predicted model, not a curated record. NCBI's taxonomy places the organism in Eukaryota, Fungi, Ascomycota, Sordariomycetes, Glomerellales, Plectosphaerellaceae. The transcript is spliced from 4 exons.
AAUAAAACUCAACAUGGGUGGCGGAUUGGUCGUAUUUCAUUUCUUGCAUUGUCGAAUGUUCUUUGGUCGGCAUUGCUCAAUCUGAUCAUGGCUGCGAAGAAGCCCGUCUCGCCACUAGGUGACGACGCUCAUCCGCGCAUCUGGAACCCCUCAGCCUUACGAGCCUUGACGUCUUCCCCCCGCCUUAGCCUGAGCCGCUCCAGAAGGGAUUCAUGUUCUACGACAAGCUCAAGCUCAACGUCUUCGCUCGAGCCGGGCUCGAGGGCGUCAUGUGUCACUCGUCAAACACCUCACGAUGAGUGUGCUGUACAUAGGUUCAUCGUGUGGGCCGCCAUUCAGCGAAAUGCUUGCGAAAAGAUGUCGCCGAUUGAGAAACUCGAAUGCCCUCUGCUUCGCUGCAGGAAACGGUUUCCGAAUCAUGAGCUGAUGUUGAAGCACCUCUACACCUGCGACCUUCUGUCCACUGGAGAAUACUGGUGCUAUGAAUGCGAGAAGCCAGAGAAAUUCACAGAUGGCAAGUGCAAGCGGUGCCUUGGUCACCCCGGGAAACGUCGCAAAAUACUCAAGAUCGCGAAGAACUUCUUCUCGACCAUUGGCCACAAGUCUAGGAAGGAGGGCGCUGCCGACCUCGAUCUCGUCGCCACCACCGACCUCCCGCCCCCGAGCUAUGGCUCCUUGCACGUUCGACCCCAACAGAUCGAGCUGUCAUGCGCUACCGAGAUCGUUGAGAUUGAUUCUGUCGAAAUUUCAGCAACCCGGGCUCCCCAAAAUGCAUCCCCUCUGCUUGACCCAGCUUCGACUAACGUCUUACCGGCAACGGACCACCCAACACAGGCUGCGGCCCUGGACUGCAUGAUCUCAUCCAUACCUAGCCCCUUGUCCGAUUGGGAUUUCAACCUCCUUACUGGCGCUCCCGGCACCGCUACGGUGGAGAACGAUCACUCCAAGAUGUCCGAUCGACCGGCAUUGCAGCUGACCACAUACGACCUUGCACAUUACAGACGUAGCAGGCUGGAUCUACAAAACAAGGGGAAAAAGCUAUCCCCAAGCUCAUCGCUGAGAUCAAAUGCGAGUUUUGGAAGCCACGUCAUUUCACCAAUUUCAGCAUUCAGCGGGGCCUGGACAGUAGGGUCGGGUUUUGAGACCGACUUGACCUCACCCACCUCCGACGGCGGCUUUCUGUCAAGAGGCGGUUCCAAUGCAAGCCGGCGAAGUUGCUUCGAUAGCGUGCAGCUGCAUGAGACUAUAUCAGAGCUCCCGGCCGAAUCUCCCCUUGCUGACACCAUACCGCCUGUCCUUCCGGAUGGAAGCAGCACAGAUUAUUGUUCCACAGGAACCAUCACAACCGUUCCGGACACUGCGGCAGUACCGACGGUUCUCGCGAACUCUUUCAAGUCCGAGACAUAUAUCCAGGUACCAGAGAGUAGCAAAACGCAGCCACUGACGAAUCCCCACGCACUGAUUACUUCGGCCUGGGAGACUUUGCAAACACACAUCACCUCAUCAAUGCAAAAGCUGCGACACAUGUCACACAACCCCCUCGUCAAUCGAUUGCAAUUCCUCGACUGCCAUACCGUCGGGACAACUGGACUUGCCACUCUUCAAGCAAUUUUGGAGGGUGAGAUCCCAACUUCUCCGCUGGACUGGCUUUGUUUCGUACACUUCACCUAUUCGUUAUCCCUGGUUGUUUACGAGCGGGAUGCUGAAAGCAUGGCGAAACGUCUCUUCGCCCAAGCUUAUUUGUAUGGAAGUCUGGUCGCUCCUGAGCUUCGUAGUUUUUACCUAGAGGUCGCUACGUCGAUCUGGCACCCUCUGGAUAUGACCGAUGACGAACUUGCUGGUCAACUACUCAAGGAAGACCUUGGAGCCUUACCAAUUGCAGAUGCUACCAAGGGCAAGACAUGCGGAUUGCCCAUUGUGACUCUUCAUGGGGCAGAUGACCUACUAGAAAUAGCUCGGUUCUUCCUGGACGAACUCGAGCACGCCGCGAUUCCUGUCAGUGGACCGCACCCAAUCGCCGCUGCGAAGUCCGACAGCUGGGUGCAGCAAACGCGAGAUGCCGAUGUAGGAAAAGUUUCCGACCGGGGAUUCUCGGUCACUGUUGGCCUUGUCGUGAAUAUGCUGCAGGGCCAAUUCGCCAAUGCCUUCGGUCUUGUCAAAAAGCUGGCCAAAUUCCAAAAGCGUGUCGACGCAGGCGAGAUACAAAAUCCACGAAGAGCGGAGUUGGAGUUGAUACAGGCAGGCAAGGAUCUCUCAAAUGAAGCAGGCAACAAAGUCGAGUCACCGGACUGCUGCGACAUCUGCGGAUUCCGCCCCAAAGGGCAUCCCAAGUGGUUCAAAGGCACUCUGACGAAGCACAAGAAGCUGCAGCACAAAACGACGCCUCCUACAAUCUAUCGAUGUCCAUUCCCAGGCUGCACGAGCCAGUAUAAAAACCGACCUGACAAUCUGAGGCAGCAUCAGCUCGACAAAAGUCAUUUUGUCGACGGCGAAGGGGUCCGCAGGCCCAGCAAAAGGAAGAAAGUUGACGACAGCGAAUGA